AUGGAACUUUUCCCAACAACACAAGAAGUUGAAUUUGAUGACAGGAUUUUCAUUUUCCGCGUGCAAGCACUGCCGCCCAAACCAUGGCCCAAACGCGUCGCAGGUGUCCCCUGCUAUCUAACAGAGGACCCAUAUGACGACGGUCCAGCCAUUCCCUAUGAGUAUCGGAGUCGCUCCCGUAUUGAUCUCUCAAAACACCUUGACCUCCGAGACAAGAAUGGCUCUCUGGACGCAAUAUCAGAUAUGGUACGCCAUUUCUUCCAACAAGCUGGCAUCCCAAUCACCGAAAUUCAGGUGUGGAGCCGCAUUGUCGUUAUUGUCCUUGAACAACGAAUCGACCAUGAUGAGAAAGUUAUGGAUGACAUUCUGAAAUCGAUCCCUCACGCUUCUAUAUCGCAACCGGAUAGGUCUGAGUACGACACUCUAAGACCGGGAGUGAUGAUUAGCUCUGGCACGAACUCCAACGGGGAGCCGAUGCGUUCGUCUUCCGGUAUCCUUGUUCGCGACCAUUUGGGCUCGGAGUUUAUGACCGUUGCUACCCACAGAUUCCCUUUCGGUGAAAACGUCCACCACCCUCAUGCCGGUGGUAGAGUGGUUGGCAAACUUCUCAGGAAGUUGCCGCAUACGGACGUUGCGUUGGUUAAGCUCGAAGAAGGGGAGGAAUUUGUCAAUGAACCAUUUGAGAAUACCCUGACGCCAUCCAGUACAUUCCGACUCCAAAAUUUCGUCCGGAUUGGAGAGACGAGAAAGUAUGACCAGGUUUUCUUUGACAGUCCAUUCUCCGGUCUUGCUGAAGGCCAGCGGAUGUCUGAGAAUCUCAUGCGUGUCCCGGCGGACAACCCUGAAGAGCCGCAUUAG
Penicillium mononematosum is the source of this 858-nucleotide messenger RNA. RefSeq lists its product as uncharacterized. Bases 1 to 858 code for a protein of 285 amino acids. The record is from RefSeq and is a predicted model, not a curated record. The transcript has 2 exons. Lineage: Eukaryota; Fungi; Ascomycota; Eurotiomycetes; Eurotiales; Aspergillaceae.